UACAUUAAUCCAUUCAUAACUCUGAUUUUGAUAUUUUAUAGUUUAUAUCAUAUUAAACAUGGCUGAAAUAGCGGUGAACCUGUUGAUGGACAAGUUGAUUCCAUUACUGACGUACGAAGUGGGACUCCUGAAAGAGGUGCACACGCAGGUGAGGUUCAUCAAAGAUCAACUAGGCCUAAUAAGAGCAUACUUGAGAGAUGCAGAUGUGAAGGCAGAGAAAGAAGACAAAAGCGACGUAGUGAAAGAGUGGGUGAAGCAAGUGAGGGAAGUUGCACAUAGCAUAGAAGAUGCCAUCGAUGAGUACUUGCUCCAAGUUGCUCAGCGUCGCCAAAAGCGUGGCAUCGCUGGUGUUGUUGAGAAAAUUGUUUGGUUGCUCAGAAGCAUAGAACCACGCCAUACGAUUACGUCACAGAUUCGUGACAUCAACACCAUGAUAGAAACCCUUGACAAAAGGAAAGACACGUUGGGGUUCAACCCUUCUUCAGAUUCAGAAUCAUCCACUAGUUCUCUUCAUCAUGGUCAUGACCUUCGAAAGGGUACUCUCUUCCUUGAGGAUGCACAGCUUGUUGGAAUCAAUGAUACAAGGAAGAAACUCAAAAGCUUGCUGCUCGAUGAAGAUAGCAGACGCACCGUCAUCGCAGUGGUUGGCCCAGGCGGACUUGGUAAAACAACGAUUGCAAAGAAACUAUUUGAGAAGCAGAAGAAUAAGAGGUUCGAUUGUGGCGCAUGGGUGAGUGUGUCUAGCAAGUUCAAGGAGAAAGCAAUACUGAAAUCAAUGUUGCAGAACUUUUAUGAUGAGAAGGACGAAGACGAUGACUCUCAGACCAAGUUGAUUGAACAAAUGAAAAAGGCCACCCUGAUAAGAAAAGUGAGAGAACACUUGAAAGAAAAAAGCUACAUGAUUGUAUUUGACGAUGUUUGGGAAGAAGAUUUUUGGGGGCGUGUGGAAUAUGUAUUACCAGAGAACAACAAAAGGAGUAGGGUAAUCAUCACAACAAGACACAAGGGUGUUGCUGAGUUUUGCAAACGUUCUGCGCAUGUUCAUAUCCACGAGUUGCAAAGUCUAUGUCCAAGCGAUGCUAUGGAUCUGUUCAAUCUGAAGGCAUUUCAUCAACUCAAGCCAGAAGGGUAUUCAACAGAAUUGAUGAAAUUGUCAAAAGACAUCGUGAAGAAGUGUGAUGGAGUGCCACUCGCAAUUGUGGCCAUUGCUAGCCUCCUUUCCACAAAGAACAACAACUAUUCUGAAUGGAAGAAGGUUCAUGAUAGUCUUGGUUCAAAACUAGCAAGCGAUCCUCAUCUCAAAAGCUUCCAUCGAGUCUUAUCAGAAAGUUACAAUGAUCUCCCUUUCCACCUAAAGCCAUGCCUAUUGUAUUUUGGCAUUUUCCCUGAUGACUACUCCGUUAGCUGCACGAGACUUAUACGUCUAUGGGUAGCAGAAGGAUUGGUGAAUGUAAAAGAGAAUGAAAACCGUACCCAAGAGGAAGUUGCAGAAGAAUACUUGCAUGAAUUGAUACGUAGGAGUCUAGUUACAGUGUCCUCUGAGUUUUUGGAUGGCAGGGUAAAAAACAUUAGGGUGCAUGAUCUGAUGCAUGACUUUAUUAAGGACAAGUGUGUGGAGUUGGACUUUUGCCAAGUGAUAAAAAGUGAAAACUUCACCUUCAAUUCAACAACUCGAAGAUUGUCAAUCCAAUUUCAAGGUAGCGGAGAAGAUGCUGUUCUUGCAAGAGCUGUUGCAGCAAAUCAUGAUCGAGUGCGCUUUUGUUUUGCUUUUAACUUGGAGGAGCUCCCAAGGCCUCUGUUGAAAUCAUUCCUCUCCAAUUUCAAGCUCUUGGUUGGAUUAGACUUUGAAGAUUCCCCUCUCGAUGAUCUUCCUGAACCGGUUGGAAACUUGUUGCAUUUGAAGUAUUUAAACUUAAGGAAUACUAGAAUCAAGAACCUUCCAAAGUUCAUUGGCAAGCUUCAGAACCUACAGACUCUGGACCUGAAAUAUACUCAAGUACGCGAAUUACCUAUAGAGGUUAACAAACUCACCAAGCUGCACCAUCUUCUAGCUUAUUCUGACAACGAGGAAUUCGAUUUCAGUAUAGCAUCCAUGCAAGGAGUUGUGAUAAAGGAAGGGAUUGGGCGUCUAAAGGCCCUGCAGCAGCUAUUCAAGGUUGAUAUGACUAAUGGGGAUGGCCUAAUCAAGGAAGUGCAAAGUUUGAAGCAGUUGAGGGGAUUUGGCAUUAUCAAGCUAAGAAGACACAAUGGAAAACCAUUAUGUAUUGCAAUUGAAGGCAUGACGCGUCUUCAGUCACUGAGCAUUGCAGCAGCAGGAGAGAAUGAGAUACUUGACCUGCAUUCAUUGGUUAAUCCUCCUCACCAACAUCUCCAACGCCUAAACUUGUAUGGCCGUUUGGAAACAGUGCCUCUUUGGAUUCCAAAACUUCAUGUUCUGGUAAGGUUAUUCUUGAAUUGGUCAGGACUAACGGAAGAUCCACUACCAAUGCUUAAAGACUUGACAGAGUUAAUGGAGCUUGAGCUUUACAGUGCAUUUGAAGGUGUUGAGUUGUGUUUUGGAGACGGGUGGUUCAAAAAGUUGAAGGUUUUAAGCCUAGAAAAUAUGCAAGCCUUGAAGACCUUGAAAAUUCAUACAGGAGCAUUGCCUAUUCUUCAAAAGCUAACCAUUGGGCCGUGCCCUCAAAUGGUGGAGGUUCCCCAUGAUAUCACAAACCUACAGGCUCUCGAACAUCUUCGAUUCUAUGAAAUGCCUAUGAACUCAACAGAAGGAAAGGACUUUGGCAUAUUGAAGGACAUAUCAUUUGUGAUUUACUCCAAGGGAAGCAAAUUCUACACCCUUCAUAGCGAUGCAAAGACUGAAACUGGUGAUUUUUAGAUACAUUUUGUAUAUUAUAUAUAUGUGUGUGUGACUUUUAUUUCAAGGAUUGUAAUAUUCUUGUAAUAAGGUAAUGUUUAAGUUAGGUCAGCCAUGUGUGUGACGAUUGCAAGUGAUCCAAAGAGUUGUCAGUUAUGUGUAGUCAUUGAUCCAACCUAGUGAGUUGGUUAUAUGUGUGUGUGUGGGGGGGCGGGGGUUUGAAUUUUAUUUUAAAGAUUGUAAUACUCUUGUAAUAAGGUAUGUCAGCCAUAUGUGUGACGAUUCCUGAUGACCUUUUAGGGAGUGUUUGGUACGAGUAUUUGAUAUGGAAUGAUGGGAAAGUGGGGUGGAGAAUAUUUAUUUAUCAUGUUUGGUAUGA
This is a messenger RNA of Gastrolobium bilobum, 3233 nucleotides long. RefSeq names its product disease resistance protein RPM1-like. Gene Ontology annotation, biological process: defense response to other organism. NCBI's taxonomy places the organism in Eukaryota, Viridiplantae, Streptophyta, Magnoliopsida, Fabales, Fabaceae. Gene Ontology annotation, molecular function: ADP binding. The record is from RefSeq and is a predicted model, not a curated record. The transcript is spliced from 2 exons. The coding region runs from base 59 to 2875 and encodes 938 amino acids.